GUUUUUCUCAUUUCUGUUUUCUCUUUUAUUAUUGAGUUUUGUGCAUUAUGUGAAAAUGUUAGACUAAACAUAGUGUUAAUCAGUGAUUACAAUAAAUAAAUAUAUAUAUAUCGCUAAAACAAUGGCGACUUCAAUUGAAAUUCCUCUUAAGGAUACCGACGAGGUUAUUGAACUUUGCGUUCAACAGUUACCUGACGGAGAUGAGGUCCUCGCUAUUUUACGUUCAGAAUCAGCUCAACUACAUCUUUGGGUCACUUUGGCUCUGGAGUACUACAAGCAACACAAGAUCGAUGAUUUUAUCAAGAUUCUUGAGUCGUCUCGUAUCGACGCAAAUGUCGAUUACCGCGACUUUGAAAAAGAUCAAAUGCGAGCCCUGGAUAUGCUUGCUGCGCACUACGUCCAGGAGGCUAAUCGUGAAAAGAAUAAAGAUAAAAAACGUGAUCUUUUCACCAAAGCAACACUACUCUACACUACUGCUGAUAAAAUAAUAAUGUACGAUCAAAACCAUUUGCUUGGACGUGCAUAUUUUUGCUUACUUGAAGGCGACAAACUUGACCAAGCAGAUGCGCAAUUUAAUUUUGUAUUAAAUCAGUCACCCAACAACAUUCCGUCGCUUUUAGGUAAAGCUUGUAUUGCUUUUAAUAAAAAAGAUUAUCGCGGUGCGUUGGCGUUUUACAAAAAAGCACUCAGGACAAAUCCCAACUGUCCAGCAGCAGUACGCCUGGGUAUGGGACACUGUUUUAUGAAGUUAAAUAACCAAGAGAAAGCACGAUUGGCAUUCGAACGUGCUUUGCAGCUAGACGGGCAAUGUGUUGGUGCACUUGUUGGUUUAUCUGUUUUAAAAUUAAAUCUUCAACAGCCAGAAAAUAUAAGAAGCGGAGUACAAAUGUUAUCGAAGGCUUAUACUAUUGAUUCAACAAAUCCAAUGGUACUCAAUCACUUGGCUAAUCAUUUUUUCUUUAAAAAAGAUUACAGUAAAGUCCAACAUCUUGCAUUACAUGCCUUCCAUAAUACUGAAAAUGAAGCAAUGCGUGCUGAAAGUUGUUAUCAAUUGGCGCGCGCAUUUCACGUUCAAGGUGAUUACGAUCAGGCGUUUCAAUAUUACUAUCAAGCAACACAAUUUGCACCGUCAGCAUUUGUACUGCCCCAUUUUGGUCUAGGACAGAUGUACGUUUAUCGCGGUGAUUCUGAAAACGCAGCUCAGUGCUUUGAAAAGGUUCUCAAAGUGCAACCUGGUAACUAUGAAACAAUGAAAAUAUUGGGUUCACUUUAUGCAAAUUCACCGUCACAAUCUAAACGUGAUAUUGCUAAAAAUCAUUUGAGAAAAGUUACUGAACAAUUUCCUGAUGACGUUGAAGCUUGGAUUGAACUUGCUCAGAUACUUGAACAAAGUGAUUUAAAUGCUGCGUUAAAUGCUUACGGGACUGCCACAAGAAUUUUAAAAGAAAAAGUUGAAGCUGAAAUACCACCGGAAAUUUUAAAUAACGUCGGAGCGCUACAUUAUCGUCUUGGUAAUCUAGAAGAGGCACGUAAAAAUCUUGAAGAAUCAUUGGCACGUUCUAAGACAGACGCUCAAGAUGAUCCUAAUUAUUAUAACUCAAUCGCUGUAACAACUACCUACAAUUUGGCACGAUUGAACGAAGCGCUUUGUGUUUUUGAUCGUGCUGAAAAAUUGUACAAAGAUAUUCUCAAAGAACAUCCUAAUUACAUGGAUUGUUACUUGAGAUUAGGGUGCAUGGCGCGUGAUAAAGGACAAAUUUAUGAAGCCUCAGAUUGGUUUAAAGAUGCUCUAAGAAUAAAUAAUGAACAUCCAGAUGCUUGGUCGCUGCUUGGUAAUUUACAUCUGGCUAAAAUGGAGUGGGGUCCCGGACAGAAAAAGUUUGAACGUAUUUUAAAGAAUCCCUCGACUAGUAACGAUGCUUAUUCUCUGAUUGCCUUGGGCAAUAUUUGGCUCCAAACUUUACAUCAGAGUGGUAAAGAUAAAGAUCGUGAGAAACGUCAUCAGGACCGUGCACUGGCAAUGUACAAGCAGGUACUACGUAAUGAUCCGAAAAAUAUAUGGGCCGCUAAUGGAAUUGGUGCUGUACUGGCUCAUAAAGGGUGUGUCAAUGAAGCACGUGAUAUAUUUGCACAAGUACGCGAAGCAACAGCUGAAUUUUGUGACGUUUGGUUAAAUAUUGCACAUAUUUAUGUUGAACAGAAGCAAUUUGUCAGCGCGAUUCAGAUGUAUGAAAAUUGUUUAAGGAAAUUUUAUAAAUAUCAUCAUGUUGAAGUACUGCAGUAUCUUGCGAGAGCGUAUUUUAAGGCUGGUAAAUUGAAGGAAGCUAAAAUGACAUUACUUAAGGCGAGGCGUGUUGCGCCUCAGGAUACGAUACUGCUUUAUAAUAUUGCAUUAGUACUUCAACGGCUCGCGACGCAAAUACUUAAAGACGAGAAAUCAACAUUGACGACAGUACUUCAAGCAGUACAUGAGUUAGGAUUGUCACACAAAUACUUUCAGUAUUUGGCUGCUCAUGGAGACAGAAUGGAGCAACUUGCUGAAGCUGAAGCACGUCGCUGUCAAGAUCUUUUGUCACAGGCUCAGUAUCAUGUUGCGCGGGCACGUAGACUUGAUGAAGAAGAAAAAUUGUUGCGUAAAAAGCAGGAAGAGGAACGGCAGGCAUUUAAAUUACGUCAGACAGAAGAACAGAAAAAAGUUGAAGAGAUGCGUCGACAGAAAGAAGAAGCGAUGUUGCAAAAACGACAGGAGUUUGUGGAGAAAACUAAAAAUGUACUUGUUUUUGGAGAUAUGCCGUCGGAGAAGAGCACCAAGAAAGGCAAGAGAGGACGCUCUGAUCAGUAUGUCAGUGACAGUGGUGGCUCGGGUGGAGACGAAAGACGACCUGAUGACGCUCCGCGUGAAAAGAAAAAGAAGAGGAAGGCCAGUGGUGAGGGUAGAGAACGCAAAAGCCGUAGGUCUGACAACGACAAACCCAAAGGCCAACGGGGUAGAAAACUUGGUAGUGGAAAGAAGCCAAAGAAACCUGCGCCUGAAGUUAUUCGUAACUCCAAGUUCUUGUCGAAGGAAACGAUUUCAACUAGUGAGUCUGAGAGUGAAGAUGAGAGGAAGAAGGACAAUGAGGCGGGUAGUAGCAAAGGUAAAAGACGAAUACGCUCUGACUCAGAAGGCUCACGAGCUUCACGAUCUCGUUCAAGGUCCAAAUCGAGGUCGAGAAGUGGAUCAAGAAGCUCACGCUCCAAGUCGAGAUCUAGAUCAAAAUCCAGGUCUAGAAGUGGAUCUAAAUCAAGGUCUCCAUCACGUUCACGAUCUAGGUCAAGAUCUAGAUCUAAAAGUGGAUCACGGUCAAGAUCUGGCUCGAGACAUAGUAGAUCCAGAUCACGAUCAAAGUCAGGAUCACCAGCUCGAUCUCGGUCAGGAUCAAGGAAGAGUGGGUCUAGAUCAAGAUCUAGAUCUAAAUCAAGAUCAAGAUCACCCAGCGGAUCAAGAAAAAGUGUUUCAAGAUCUAGAUCACGGUCACAAUCCAAAAGCCGAUCGAGAUCCAAGUCUAGAAGUCAUUCGCACAGUAGAUCUCGCAGUGCGAGUGGAUCUGCUAGGUCUGCUUCACCAGUAUCAAGAAAAUCUGUUUCAGAAAGUGACGGUUAGUCGAUGUAAUUAUACUGAAACUAAUGCAUAUAUAUUUAGACAUAAAAUUAUUUUCUAAAUUGAUAAUAGAAAUUAUUAAUAAAACUAUUAGGAUAUUAAUUAAA
Molecule: messenger RNA, 3747 nt
Organism: Microplitis demolitor
Lineage: Eukaryota; Metazoa; Arthropoda; Insecta; Hymenoptera; Braconidae
Gene: Ctr9
Product: RNA polymerase-associated protein CTR9 homolog
Exons: 4
Coding region: 122-3643 (1173 amino acids)
Biological process (GO): regulation of DNA-templated transcription
Cellular component (GO): Cdc73/Paf1 complex
Molecular function (GO): RNA polymerase II complex binding
Source: RefSeq, a predicted model, not a curated record